AUGGCCCCUCCAACACCCUCGUCGCAUCGCCCCCGCAAGAAGAGAAAGGGCGCGAUCUCUCCCGGCUCCAACAAUAACUUGAUCUUGGACCUAGGCGAUGGGAAACAGUCACCAGCGUUCCCCCUGGUCUCAUUUCUAUGGACUGCUCGGGCUGGUGUGUCUCAAUGGCUGAUUCUCCCCCUCGUUCUCAUGGUCGUUGGCCUGUUUCGAUGGGCUGUCAGCUUAUGGGGUUACUCUGGCUACCAGGUGCCCCCAAUGCAUGGAGAUUUCGAAGCGCAACGGCAUUGGAUGGAAAUUACCACACAUCUGCCUCUGGCGAAAUGGUACACCUACGAUCUGCAAUACUGGGGCCUCGAUUAUCCACCAUUGACCGCAUAUCAUAGCUGGCUACUUGGUAAGAUCGGUUCCGCCUUUGAUCCAGCAUGGUUCGCCCUAGAUGCAUCCCGGGGUCUCGAAGACCCCCGUUUGAAAGUUUAUAUGCGUGCUACUGUCAUUGCUUCUGAAUACUUUGUAUUCAUCCCGGCCGUCGUCACCUUCCUCCGCCGUUACACUCGCAUGCAGAGUGUUCACACAUGGUCCGCUUCGAUUGCUCUUGUAGCGAUCCUCCUUCAGCCAGGAAACAUUCUCAUCGACCAUGGCCACUUCCAGUAUAACACAGUCAUGCUUGGGUUGGUGGUUGCGAGCUUGGAUGCUAUCCUGGCAGGGCGUAUGCUCUGGGCUUGCAUCUUCUUCGUUGGUGCACUGGGAUUCAAACAGAUGGCGUUAUACUAUGCACCCGUGAUGUUCGCAUAUCUUCUCGGCGUCUGCACUUUCCCUCGCAUUAAUAUCCCCCGCCUUAUCAACAUCGCAUUGAUUACAUUGGCUUCUUUUGCUGUGCUGUUAGCCCCGUUCAUCGUUGGUUCAUUCAAUACCGAGGCUCGAGAGGCUUUCGCAUCUUCUCCUGUGCCGCCUCUAUUGCAGGCGCUUCCUAUCACGGCGGACAAGGACUCUACUCUAUAUGGGUUGGCGUUUCAAUUGACCCAGAUUAUCCACCGAGUGUUCCCCUUUGCGCGGGGGCUCUUCGAAGAUAAGGUUGCCAACGCCUGGUGCGCCAUUCACACUUUCUAUAAGCUCACUCGCUUCGAUGCUACGUUACUGCAGCGAGCAUCCCUCGGUGCCACAUUAGCGUCAAUCAUUGUUCCGUGUGCUAUCAUCUUCCGCCAUCCUCGCGCCUCGCUCCUUCUCCCCGCUUUAUCUUCCGUGUCUUGGGGAUUCUUCUUGUUCUCCUUCCAGGUGCAUGAGAAGAGUGUAUUGUUGCCUCUACUUCCCAUGACCCUGCUACUUGCUGGUAACGGUGGACUGAGCAAAGCGACACGCGCUUGGGUGGGCUGGGCCAAUGUGCUUGGCUCAUGGACCAUGUACCCCCUCCUCAAGCGCGAUGAGCUUCGGGUUCCUUACAUGGUGAUUACUUUGCUAUGGGGCUAUCUUCUCGGCCUGCCUCCUACCUCUUUCGAAACUUACCGAAGCCGGCCGUCCUCGGAAGACUCCAAUGCUCAUUUGGAGCCCAGCACACUGACCACCCUCCUACACUUUGGUUUCUAUCUGGUCAUGAUUGCAUGGCAUGUUCUCGAGGCAUAUGUGCCUCCGCCGGCGGGCAAGCCUGAUCUCUGGGUAGUUCUGAAUGCUUUGAUCGGGGCUGGUGGAUUUGGAAUUGCCUAUUUGUGGUGUACGUGGAAGUUGAUUACCCAAUGCCGCCGGAUCGAUCGGCUGAUGGCCGAGGAGGAAAGUCAGAAAAAGAAGCAGUAA
Molecule: messenger RNA, 1785 nt
Organism: Penicillium bovifimosum
Lineage: Eukaryota; Fungi; Ascomycota; Eurotiomycetes; Eurotiales; Aspergillaceae
Product: dolichyl-P-Glc:Man(9)GlcNAc(2)-PP-dolichol alpha-1,3-glucosyltransferase ALG6
Exons: 3
Coding region: 1-1785 (594 amino acids)
Biological process (GO): protein N-linked glycosylation
Cellular component (GO): endoplasmic reticulum membrane
Molecular function (GO): dolichyl pyrophosphate Man9GlcNAc2 alpha-1,3-glucosyltransferase activity
Source: RefSeq, a predicted model, not a curated record